AAGGAUUGCGCAACCGGAACUACUAGAACUUCCCGUCCUGUCCUUCACAUGUUUCAGCUGCUAGCAAAUUGACCGAUUUAUUCGUCUUUUAUUUAUUUUUGACCGCCAUUAUGCAGAUAUGCAGUGUGUGCAGCGAGCAGACGCCGAAAUAUAGAUGUCCAGCCUGCAAAAUAAGAUAUUGUUCACUUGGCUGUUAUAAGAGGCAUAAAGACACGUGUCUUCCUGUUGAUCAGCCUGCACCCAUUGAUCCUGAAGCUAAGGAUGCUUUCAACCCUGAGCCCUGGACUGUUGAGGAUCUUCUGCAUGAAAAUGACAUCAUCGACAAAGUGCCUCUGCAGAGGCUCCAGCUGUUAGGACAGUCAAAAGAGCUAAGAGAUCUUCUUUGCAACCCCCAUCUGAGACAGUUAUUACGCUCCAUCGACAGUGCAGACAGCAAAGAUGAUGCGAUGAAGGCUGCCAUGCAGGAGCCACUGUUUGUUGAAUUUUCAGAUCAGUGUUUGAAAAUUGUAGAAAAGGCAAAAUCAUCCAAUGAAGCUGAUGAUUUGUAAAAGUGUGCCUGUUGGGAGUAUUUUGCUAUAUUUUUAUAGGGGGUGGUGGGGUCCUUUUUGGUUCUUUUUGUUUUUUUUUAUAAAAUAAACAUAAAAUAUCUUGAAAUAAUUCACUGUGGCACGUGUUUGUAGUCACUGUAAUUUUUGAUCUAACUUCAUGCCUGGUGCCCUGUCAUGCUACAGAAUGUAUUGUGUUCAAAUAAAUUUAUAAAUGAUUUCAAACAAUAUCAGUUCCUGAAUCAACACUGAAGGCAGUGUAGUUAACUAAAGUCACUUGUGGAAUGGCUGAUUACAUGUAAACAAAGUUUGAGGGAAAAGGAAAAUGUAUACGUACGCUUUAACACUGACAUUUAUUUCAACAAAACAAUUAUAUUAACAUACAAUAAUUCAAGUUCUACAUUGAUCCCUUGGUACCACUUACAAAUUAGAGUAUACAGAUUUAAAAUUUUAAACUGCCAUGGCUCACACAUUUCCAUGAAUCUAUAGCUGGAUGGAAAAGGAAUUAUUUAGUGAGCAAAAGAAGAUAUCAACUAUAAAUGUGUUGGAGCAAAAACUAGGAGGAUGAACGUCAGUGUUAAGUAAUAUAAAAAUUAUGAAUGAAAUAUUUGUUCAGUACUUGCAUUAAUGCUUUGGACUGGAGCAGAUUAAAAUCCACAAAGUUUUUUUAGUCAGACAUUUUGCAAAUGUGCAUAUUAUAAAAUACCCUUUAUCGAACAAAGAGCAGCAAUUUGAAUAAACCUGGAUUCAUCCUUUCCCUGUUUCACAUAA
Micropterus dolomieu (smallmouth bass) is the source of this 1316-nucleotide messenger RNA. RefSeq names its product zinc finger, HIT-type containing 3 (gene znhit3). Lineage: Eukaryota; Metazoa; Chordata; Actinopteri; Centrarchiformes; Centrarchidae. The coding region runs from base 111 to 548 and encodes 145 amino acids. The transcript has 5 exons. The record is from RefSeq and is a predicted model, not a curated record. Gene Ontology annotation, cellular component: nucleus; pre-snoRNP complex. Gene Ontology annotation, molecular function: protein binding. Gene Ontology annotation, biological process: box C/D snoRNP assembly; maturation of LSU-rRNA from tricistronic rRNA transcript (SSU-rRNA, 5.8S rRNA, LSU-rRNA); snoRNA localization.